AUGGAUUCUGACUUGUAUGACGAGUUCGGUAACUACAUCGGACCUGAGCUCGGCUCUGACGAUGAGGAAAAUGAAGACGAUGUCCCACUCGCUGGAGACGCUGAUGAAGAAGCAGAAGAGGCUGAUGACCAGGAGGAAAUGGAAGAUGAUGCAGAGGAAAUCCCACAGAAUCAAAUAGUUCUUCACGAAGAUAAAAAGUACUACGCAACCGCACUAGAGGUCUAUGGAGAGAAUGUCGAAACGAUUGUACAAGAGGAAGAUGCUCAGCCACUGACCGAGCCUAUCAUCAAGCCUGUUACGCAACGCAAGUUCCAGUCAGUAGAACAUAAUUUGCCUGAGACAGUUUAUAAAAAAGAAUAUCUUGCUGAUCUUAUGGAUUGUCCCCAUAUUAUGAGGAACGUCGCUAUAGCUGGCCACCUCCACCACGGAAAGACGACGUUUUUGGACUGCCUUAUGGAGCAGACUCAUCCCGAAUUUUUCCGCGCAGAGGAUGCUGACACUAGGUUCACGGACACGCUCUUCAUUGAACAGCAACGGGGAUGCUCCAUAAAAGCUAUGCCAGUGACAAUUGUAAUGGAAGAUUCACGUCUGAAAAGCUAUCUUCUCAACAUCAUUGAUACUCCAGGUCAUGUCAACUUCUCUGAUGAGGUCACUGCUGCUUAUCGACUAUGCGAUGGUGUAGUGAUCGUUGUAGACGCACAUGAAGGAGUGAUGAUGAACACUGAACGUGUGAUCCGUCACGCUGUGCAGGAACGUUUACCCAUUACCCUUUGUGUGAACAAAAUCGAUCGCCUUAUUCUGGAGUUGAAGAUGCCACCCGCGGAUGCGUAUUACAAGCUACGACUUGUCAUAGAUCAAGUCAAUGGAUUACUGCAAACGUUCUCUGAGGAUGACACACCUGUAUUGUCUCCCCUUCUGGAAAAUGUUAUCUUCGCAUCCGGUCGCUACAAUGUCUGCUUCUCGUUGCUGUCGUUCGCGAACAUCUAUGCAGAAAGAUGUGGCAACGUCAACGCUCGUGAGUUUGCCCGACGAUUAUGGGGCGAUAUCUACUUAGACAAGUCAACUCGAAAGUUCUCGAGAAAGCCACCUACCCCGGUUGCGCAGAGGACAUUUGUUGAGUUCAUUCUGGAGCCGCUAUACAAAAUUUUUAGUCAAGUUGUGGGCGACGUAGACACUUGCCUGCCACACAUGAUGUCAGAACUGAACAUCAGGCUGACAAAAGAGGAGCAGAAGAUGAACGUGCGACCACUGAUCGCGCUCAUUUGCAAGCGAUUCUUCGGAGAUUUCAGAGGGUUCGUUGACUGGUUGUUGAAAAUACUAUUAAAUCGCCCAUUGAAAAUGCAAAAACCAAAGUGGAGCAUAUUUGGCUCGGACCAGCGGACAGCAAACUUGCGACGGAGAUGGCAAAAUGUGAUGCUAAUGGACCUUUAA
Molecule: messenger RNA, 1431 nt
Organism: Cooperia oncophora
Lineage: Eukaryota; Metazoa; Nematoda; Chromadorea; Rhabditida; Trichostrongylidae
Source: the annotation of a GenBank genome assembly